AAGAACGAAUCUUCCAUUUUGAUGAAAUUAACUUGGGAAAAAUAUGCAUGGCAUUUUAAAAGAAUAUUAUAAAUACCCUUUAGCAGCAACUAAUAAUCAUACAAAUCAGUAACAAAAAGAAAGAACAAGUAUGGGGUCGGCUUGUGAAAACCAGAUUCCGACCAUUGAUCUUUCCCAGAGUUCAGGAGGCGAUCGUGACAAGGUCCGAGGAAGCCCGGAAUGGGAGAAGUUAUGCAAGAAGGUUAAAGAGGCAUGUGAAAAUUAUGGGUGUUUUGAGGUGGUGUAUCAUAAUAUAUCCAUGCAAGUCAGAGAUGAAUUUUUCUCAUUGAUGAAGCAGUUUUUUAUGCUUCCAUUAGAGACCAAAAGGAAGAACUGUAAUCCAAAGCCUUACCAUAGCUAUGCAGGACUGAGUCCUUUAGCUCCAAUUUAUGAAGGAUUUGGUAUUGAAGAUGUUUCUAAUUUUGACUCUCUCAAAGGGUUUGCAGAGCAGUUGAGCUGGCCACUUGAUGAUCUUGAUAACUUAUGCAAAAUCUUGAGCUCCAUGGUGAAACCAUUAGACGAGCUACACCGUAUGAUUAUGAUGCUAAUCGUGGAUAGUUACGGUCUGGGCGAGAAAAUGGAUUCAGACUCAGCAAUACCAAGUAAGACACUUUUACGUAUGAUGAAAUACAGAGCUCCAUUACCUGACGAAAAUGCCACUGGACUCUUUGCUCACACUGAUAAACCACUCUGUACACUUCUCUAUGAGGAUCAUGUUUCAGCCCUUCAACUCGAAACUAAGCGUGGCCGAUGGAUUACAUUCUCUCCAUCGUCGCCUUCUUCCUAUUUCUUCAUCGUCGGAGAUCCUCUCAUGGCAUGGAGCAACGGGAGAUUGCAUGCAGUGAAGCAUAGAGUGAUAAUGAAAGGAGACAAAGAUAGAUAUUCCAUUGGAGCAUUUCGAGUUCCAAUUGAGGGUUCAACUAUCAAACCGCAACAAUCACUAAUCGAUGAAUCUCAUCCCCAAAUUCUCAAAGAGUUUAAUUAUAUGGACUUCUUCAACUUCUCUGCUACUCCUGAGGCGAUGGCCAUGGAUUCAGCCAAGCAAGUGUUUGCAUUUGCUGGGAUUAAUUAAGCAAUCAUGUUAUAGUCAUAUCACAUUUGAAAAACUUAGUUCACAACUUGAAUUAGUCUUCUCAGUUUGUAUUAGAACCCGCUUUAUGCCAGUUUAUAUUAAAUACAUGUAUACUUGAUCAAAAUUAACAAAUGGGACAUGUC
Molecule: messenger RNA, 1254 nt
Organism: Mercurialis annua (annual mercury)
Lineage: Eukaryota; Viridiplantae; Streptophyta; Magnoliopsida; Malpighiales; Euphorbiaceae
Product: probable 2-oxoglutarate-dependent dioxygenase AOP1
Exons: 3
Coding region: 131-1111 (326 amino acids)
Molecular function (GO): dioxygenase activity
Source: RefSeq, a predicted model, not a curated record